AGCGUGAAACUGACUCGGUUCUUCUGCAUCCCCAUUUUUCUUCCAGCAUGUGUGGCAUACUCGCAGGACAUGGUUUGGAAAAGCCUUCAGCUGAUAGAACGCGGUUUAUCGCACUAUCCAAACGUCUCCGUCACCGCGGACCCGAUUGGUCUGGAUGUUACGUUGGCAAAGAAAGUAUACUCGUACAUGAACGGUUAGCUAUUGUCGGCGUAGAUACUGGUGCUCAACCCCUUCUGAGUGAAGAUGGAAAGGUCAUACUUGCUGUCAAUGGAGAAAUAUACAACCAUAUCGCACUUCGUGCCAGCGUUGGUCCCGAUGUCAAAUUCAAGACUCACUCUGACUGUGAGGUCAUUAUACCCCUGUAUAGAAAAUACGACAAGGAAUUAUGCCAGAAGCUAGAUGGGAUGUUCUCCUUUGUCUUGCUCGAUGAAUCAGUAUCGCCGUCGAGGAUCAUUGCCGCUCGUGAUCCUAUCGGUAUCACCACGCUUUACCAGGGCUGGAGCUCAAAGCGCCCCGGGGCUGUCUAUUUCGCAUCUGAACUGAAGGCAUUGGUCGAUGAAUGUGAUAACAUCAUAUCGUUUCCCCCAGGUCACGUCUACGAUAGUCGUGACAACUCAACAACGCGCUACUUCCACCCAUCCUGGUGGACUGGGGAUGCUCCUGAUGCCCUGACGCCGCCAACACCUGUAGAUUAUACGCUCCUGCGAGAAUCUCUCGAAGCAGCAGUGAGAAAGAGGUUGAUGUCCGAAGUCCCUUAUGGUGUGCUUCUGAGUGGUGGGCUCGACAGCAGCUUGAUUGCCGCAAUCGCCUCGCGGGAAACGGAAAAAGUGGCUCAAGCGCAAUAUGAAGCACGGCAGCGAAAGCUCAAGGAAGCGCAAAGUGGACCACCAACCCCUACUUCCAGAUUUGAUGGUAUUACUGAGCAAGCAACACUAGCUUCGUGGCCUCAGCUCCAUUCGUUCUCCAUAGGCUUGGAGAACUCUCCUGAUCUACUCGCGGCGAGAAAAGCAGCACACUAUCUUGGCACUGUUCACCAUGAAUAUGUCUUCACCGUUCAAGAAGGCUUGGAUGCAAUCCCCGACGUAAUAUACCACCUCGAGACAUACGACGUAACCACCGUCCGUGCCAGUACACCGAUGUAUCUGCUUAGCCGUAAGAUUAAGGCCAUGGGUGUGAAGAUGGUGCUUAGUGGAGAGGGCAGUGACGAAAUUCUAGGAGGUUAUCUAUACUUCCACGCAGCCCCCGACAGUCAGUCGUUCCACCAGGAAACUGUUAGGCGCGUGAAGAACCUACAUACUUCCGACUGUCUUCGUGCCAAUAAGUCGACCAUGGCUUGGGGUUUGGAAGCGCGGGUUCCUUUCCUUGAUAAGGCCUUUUUAGAAGUCGCCAUGAAUAUCGAUGCAAAAGAUAAGAUGUUCUCCAAAGGUGCUUCCCAGGAGGUCGAUGCGGAUGGUCGCCCGAAAAUGGAGAAGUAUAUUUUGAGGAAAGCCUUUGACUGUUCACCAGAUGGGAAGCCUUAUCUUCCAAAGUCUAUUUUGUGGCGUCAGAAAGAGCAAUUUUCAGAUGGUGUGGGAUAUUCUUGGAUAGACGGGAUAAAAGAUCAUGCUGCGGCGGUGGUAUCGGAUAAAGAGUUCUCUGACCGUGCACAACGAUGGCCACUUGAAACACCUGAUACGAAAGAAGCGUACUUCAUUCGAGAGAUAUUUGAUGGCCUUUUCCCCCUUGAGGCUGCAGCAAGGACAGCAGUGCGGUGGAUUCCUCGAGGUGAUUGGGGCUGUUCAGCGGAUCCAAGCGGACGGAGUGUUAGCAUUCAUAACGCGGCGUACGGAACGGAUUGAUUGAACUAAAGCAUAGCAAUGAUACAUCUGGACUAGCUGGAUCAAAAACUAGCACUGUAAGAAAUAGGAAGGAAGUAGCCAAGUCGUUUAUAUGGCCAGGCAGUUGAUUAGAUGAGCGAGAGCUUGAACGAUGUCAAUGUAGGUUCCACAAAUAAUGUCUGAUAAGAAGAAAAGCAUGUGAAGCAACGAGUGGUACGGUAUCGUGAAACAGAGAGUACUAGAUGACAUAGCAGAAGCAGAAUGGCAUGACAAGGUAAGGGGGUGCUGACCAUGGAAAAAAGGAGGGUAGGUAUUGCAAGAUAUAAUGAACAAUGUGAUUGAUAAUGAAGAGGUAUUAAGAAUAGUUGAUAUCUAAAGCUUAAAAUUAUUGGGUUAAUGAUGGAUCCUGAACCAACAUCUGACGGUAUAAGCCUACCCCAGAAUCCUCAGACGGAGAAGGGGGAACUGGUUGUUUGGUAGUCGUGGUAGUAGCGCGAGUGGCAGAGCUUGUUUGGGAGAUUUGGCGAGGACGCUUUGAAGUGGGCGUAAGAGCGGACCGAGUGCUGGUGUCCCAUGCAGGUCUCGUCACUGUUGCUUUCAUAGAGUGACCAUCUUCUGAGGGUGCGACGCGCGUGCGAGUGCUGGGUGUUCCUUGAGUGCGUCGGCUUGCGGGACGUGCUGUAGGCGAUGUUUGGUCGCCAGAGACAAGACGUGUUCCGAAUUUAGCAUUUGCAGACGACUCUCUGCCAUAUGAUGAAGUACCUGGCGAGACACGCCGAGUGGUACCGAUAGCACCGUGUUGCUUAGGCUUGAGGACUGGUUUUUGCAAUGUGACUUUGUCUGCUCCCCAGUAAGAGAAACUCAUUUUGCUCUUCUUGUCGGAGUCAUCGGACUCGAUACCCUCCUCUUCGUCGUCGUCGGGAAGAGGCACGAUUUUUGGCUGUUGAGCAGUAGCAGAGUGUACUUGUGCCUUCGAACGUAC
Molecule: messenger RNA, 2799 nt
Organism: Serpula lacrymans var. lacrymans S7.9
Lineage: Eukaryota; Fungi; Basidiomycota; Agaricomycetes; Boletales; Serpulaceae
Product: putative asparagine synthase
Exons: 11
Coding region: 48-1838 (596 amino acids)
Cellular component (GO): cytosol
Molecular function (GO): asparagine synthase (glutamine-hydrolyzing) activity
Source: RefSeq, a predicted model, not a curated record